Molecule: messenger RNA, 1996 nt
Organism: Folsomia candida
Lineage: Eukaryota; Metazoa; Arthropoda; Collembola; Entomobryomorpha; Isotomidae
Exons: 8
Coding region: 260-1762 (500 amino acids)
Biological process (GO): triglyceride biosynthetic process
Cellular component (GO): plasma membrane
Molecular function (GO): long-chain-alcohol O-fatty-acyltransferase activity; diacylglycerol O-acyltransferase activity
Source: RefSeq, a predicted model, not a curated record
AUUUUGAUUAUCGAUUGUAUGUCAUAGCUGCGAUAUCACAAAAACAUUUUAUGAUUAUCUGUAUUUUUUGACCAUUGUAAUUAAAGUCGUUGAAUUUAACCAAGUUUUCCUCAUUCACUUUCCUCAGUUGUAGGCAAGACCUGCUUCAGCGGACUCUUAGCUAACCCUUCGUUUUUUUAAAUAUAGAAGAAAAGACACUACAAGAACGUAUAUGGAAUAGAUCUUCUAUAGGACCCGUUGUUCUGAAUCACAAGCCACGAUGGGACCGCGGUGGGUGGUUCACAGCGACAUGGUACGGAAGACGGCUUGGGAGCUGUACAUGACAGUCUUAGGACUUCUCAUAUCCCUUCUGAUCCCUGUCAUGCUCAUCUUUUUCAUCCCAACCCUGAUUUGGAGACCCAUCGCAAAAGCUCUGCGACCUUACCUUCGUCCGGACCUGGACGAAAUGCUGUCCUGCUCCAGCAGCGUCUUUGCACAGGUGGACGAUGACGAUUACGUGAAAAGUAUGAUCGUUAUGCACGGUUCGCUUAAAGGGGUCCUAGACUAUGACCUCUUUGUGCAGCAGGUCAAAGAGCGACUGUUGGACUGCAAGGAGGAGGAAAGUGGUGACCUCCGCUACCCCCAACUCAAACAGUACAUCACAAACUGGGUGGGUUAUAAAUUUUGGAAAUGGGAGGAAGAUUUCCACGUCAAAAACCAUGUUCAUCUCAUCAACGAGAACAAUUUGGAAAUGAGGCCGGAUGAUUUGCUCACCAUAUCCAAGAACCUUCUGUGUGGAACUUUCGAGGCGAGGCGCAGCCCGUGGGACAUGACCCUCAUUCCUGGCGUGAUGCUCAACGGAGAGUUGUCCACUUUCUUAAUAAUUCGGUCACAUCACGCUCUGGCGGAUGGUUACUCCCUCCUCUUUCUUGUUCAGCGUCUCUUUGGCGAAAGCAGACCACGAGCUCCACUAACCCCCAAGUGCACAAGUCUUGAGAUUGGCUACUUUCUCCGCCUCCCAUACAAAGUUCUCCGCAUUUUCGGCGAGUUGGCGCACAACACGGCCUCAUCAUUCCUCUGGAAGAUCCCGGAGACACAAAAGUCGCGCGAAUGGUCAAUUUAUCAAGGCGACAGGGUCAAAGUCACGAGCAUCAUAAAAAUUAAGCGGCACUUUGGGGUGAGCUUCACCGCCGUGGUCUUUUCCCUCUUGUGUGGAGGACUUCAGCGCUUCAUUGCCCGUCAUGGGAAGGGACCAGGUAUCAGGGCGCUCCCCUCCGCCAUCACCGUCCCCGUCAAGUCACAUCCGGACAAGUUAUGCAACAAAUUUUCGUUUGCAAUGUUUUCCUAUCCGGUUGGAGUCCAAGACCCCGUUGAACGCUUAAGCACUGUGCACAACAACUUUGAGGACCUCCGAGAUUCUCCAGUCCCAAUUAUUGGAUAUUUUGCUUUCCGACUUCACGGGUCACAUUUCAAUUGCGUAGGAAAACUGAUAAACUCCUAUCGUUACGCGCCCUUUGUGACCUCUUACUUUCCUACGGGUCAGCCCAAUUGGGUGCUACAAGAUUGUCCCGUGGAUUACAUGACAUUUUUUCUAAGAGUUCAACAAGGACAGCAAGGCGCAAUGUUGUGCGUCUCUGCCUUUCACAACAGUAUUUCUCUCAACGCCGUGUUCAACGCGAGCCUACUUUCCCAAGAGGAGGUGAUCGAACUAGGUCGUGACAUUGAAGAGGAGGCCGAAAUUCUGCUCGAAGCGAUUGAGUUCCACGAGAAAAAAGUUCUCUGAACUCCAAGUAGUUCCACAACUAUAAAAUUAGAUUUAGAUUAGAGAUUAAGAGGAGCGGAUGAAAUUGCAAGUCUUACACUUUGCAUCGAGACAAUAGGAUAAUUUAUUGGGUGUUAGGUAAAUAUUCCUGUUAUGUAACAUGUAUGCCUAGGCACUAGUUUUGCAAAGUCUAUUAUGCCGAGGAGGCUGCGGAAUAAAUAAAUGUGAAUAAAGUACCAUCAUCAUCAUCAUGUA